UUCUCUCUCCAUUUCCAGUCAUGUUCUGUUCUGUUCAUCCCUCUCUCCCUUAUCCCACUUUUAAUUAUAAAUUAUGAAGCCUGGCUGUGGCUGCUGACCAAUUCCGAGAUAUUGGCCCACACAAUGAGAAAAAUAAUACUGAAUUUGAUCCCAAUGUGUUCAGAUUUCGUGGAUAAUUCGUAAUGUGUAAGAUUUUUUCAGAUGGGCAUUUCCCAAGUUGAUUCAGUUUCCUAAUUUUCUUUUGGGUUCGAAGACUUGAGAAACUGAAGCAGCCAUUGAAAGAAGGAAGAUGCUUCACAGCUUCACAGGGUAAGAGAUUCUUGCUGUAACUUUAACCAAUUUCUACCUUGUCUUUUGCGCUGAGACGACGAAGACCAGGGAAAAAGAAGAACAGAAAAGCAAUUUUUAAUCGAUUCAACUGCGAGAAUUGGGGGUUUUAGGUUUUAACACGAAAGAAGAACAGAAAAGCAAUUUUUAAUUGAUGGGUCGAUGUCAAGUCAGCGCAAAAGUCAAAGCUCCCGUUUGGAAUCAAGCAGCAAAAGGGAAUUAUUCCCUCACAAAAUCUCAGUCUGCGGCGUCUCAGAUAACGCCCCACAUGCCUUUCCCUCCGCCCACAACUCUUCCUCUGGCUCUGCCUCUGGUUUCAGCAGCGGUUUUCGAGCCUCCGCCUCCUCUCCCGACUUAAUGGAGCUCUUGAAUCCCCCAUCUCUGCACGCCCUUCAUGGGUUCUCUUCGUCUCGUCGUUUGCUUCAUCCGAUGGUGAACCCUCGAUUGCGCGGCACCGCCGACGAAGAAGGGGUUCACGGCGGCGAUUUUGUUUACGUUGCUGUUGGGAAAUCGGUUGACAAGUCUACAAGUUUGCUCCACUGGGCCUUCCGUCGCUUUGGCGAUGAAGAAAUUCGUCUCCUCCAUGUUCAUCAGCUCUCUUCUGUCAUACCCACGCUACUAGGGAAGCUACCUGCAAGCCAGGCAAAUACAGAUGUGGUGGCUGCAUAUAGGAAGAAGGAGUGGGAACAAACAUCUCAGCUUCUUGAAAAUUAUAUGGGGUUUUGCCAAAGAGCCAAGGUAAAAGCCGGCAUUGUUGUGACGGAAGCUGAACAAGUUCAGAUAGGGAUUGUAGAUUUGGUUAACCAAUACAAAAUUCGGAAGCUUGUUAUGGGGACUAUGGCAGAUAAUUGUGUGAGAAUGAAAGUAAAAAAGAGCUCUAGUAAAGCAGAUUAUGCUGCCAGAAAUAUCCCCUUACUAUGUGAGAUAUCGUUUGUCAACAAAGGGAAGCACGUGUGGACCAGAGAAGCUGUUGAAGGCUCAAGUUUUACUUCAUCGUCGUUGCUUCCCGAGCUUGCUGUCAUCGAAAAUUUUCGGACUUGGAUAUCUCUAAAUGAUGAGAGUAACUCAUUCAACCAGGAAUGUUCUCAAUCUAGUUCUGCUAAUGGUGUAAUCGAAGGCUUAAACUGUGUUGAUGGAGAACAUUUUCACGUGGAAGGUGUUGUAUCGCAUUCUUCAGAUAGAUAUUUCUCAUGCCCUCUGCAGAUUUCUUCCAGUCCAGCCAGUACAAGUUCUGGUUCAGGAUUUUCUUCAGUGGAAGGGAGGGAGUCAUCAGGCUCUGAUUCAAAGGUUGAGGAAAGGGGUUUAUACGGGGAACUAAAAGAAGCCAUUAUGGAAGCAGAGGCAUCAAGGAACGAAGCAAUUGAGGUGAAUUUGAGAUGUAGAAAGAUGGAGCUAAAAGCUGCAGAAUCCAUGAAAAAGUUCAAGGUCUUCAAAUGUGUCAAUGAACGUGAAACUGAUCUUAGGAAAGGGGCAGAGGGAAUGCUAGGGACGAUAAUCAAGAAGAAAGAAACACUCUCAGAAGAAAGGAAUGAAGUACUGGAGGAGCUGGAGAGGACCAUGAAAACUCUUGCUCUUCUCGACAGUCGUGCACGGGAAGUAAAUCAGAAGCAUGAAGAAGCCAGUGGAGAGCUUAUAGUUAUACAAGCAUCAAUUGCAGCUCUCAAGAAGGAAAAGCAGACUAUACAGAGCCAAAAGAUGGACGCUCUGAAUUGGCUGUCCCAGUGGAAAAGUCAGGAAGCUGGAUCUGCAAAUUGUAACAGAUCGAUCGGAUUUGUAGAGAACCUGAAUCAUCAGCUGGCUGAAUUUUCAUUCUUGGAACUACAAACAGCCACAUGUGAUUUUUCUGAAAGCUUCAAGGUUGCUCAGGGAGGAUAUGGUUGUCUUUACAAGGGUGAAAUGUUGGGUAAGACUGUUGCCAUAAGGAAGUUGCACCCACAUAAUAUACUGGGUCCAUCAGAGUUUCGAGAAGAGGUAGAAGUUUUGGUUCAACUACAACACCCUCAUUUGGUGACUUUGCUUGGCGUAUGUACGGAAGCCUGGUCCUUGAUAUAUGAGUACUUGCCCAAUGGGAACCUCCAAAAUCACCUUUUCCAAAAAGGCUACACUCCAUUGACUUGGAAGAUUCGAGCACGGAUAAUUGCUGAAGUGGCAAGUGCCCUUUGCUUCUUGCACUCUUCAAAGCCUGAAAAGACUGUCCAUGGGGAUCUGAAGCCUGAAAACAUUCUUUUAGAUUCUGAAUUCAUCUCCAAGAUCUGUGAUUUUGGUAUUUACAGGCUGCUAUCUGAAGAAACACUAUACUGCCCAAGUUUCAGACAGAGCACUGAACCAAAGGGUGCCUUUUCAUAUACAGAUCCAGAGUGUCAGCGAGAUGGAGUGCUGACGCCCAAGUCGGACAUUUACUCUUUUGGGCUGAUCAUUUUGCAGUUACUCACUGGAAAACCAAUAGUUGGACUAGUAGUUGAGUUGCGCAAGGCCAUAUCAUUUGGUCAACUCAGGUCGGUUUUAGACUUAUCUGCUGGAGAGUGGCCUAUAGAUGUCGCAAGGCGAUUAGUCAACAUUGGUCUACAAUGUUGUGAACUGAAGGGCAGCGAUCGACCCGAGCUUACGCCUACUCUCGUUAGAGAAUUAAAGCAACUGCUAGUCACAGAAGAGAGACCUGUGCCAUCUUAUUUCUUGUGCCCCAUUCUUCAGGAAAUAAUGCAGGAUCCCCAAGUGGCUGCAGAUGGUUUCACUUAUGAAGGAGAAGCUAUACGCGAAUGGUUAAACAAUGGCCGGGAAACUUCUCCAAUGACCAAUUUGAAACUCGGCCACCCGUAUCUAACUCCGAAUCAUGCCGUGCGGCUCGCCAUUCAAGAUUGGCUUUGCAGAGCUUGAAAACCUCACUUAGCUAAACAACUCUAGCUCUGGUUGGUGUACAAUAUGUUGUUUAUAUCAUCACAAGGCUAUAUAUGAUGUAGAUACUUAAAAUUUUGCAGAAAUAAAGAGAUAUCUUUGCUCUUCUUUCUU
This is a messenger RNA of Momordica charantia (bitter melon), 3333 nucleotides long. RefSeq names its product U-box domain-containing protein 33. Gene Ontology annotation, biological process: protein phosphorylation; protein ubiquitination. Gene Ontology annotation, molecular function: ATP binding; protein kinase activity; ubiquitin-protein transferase activity. The record is from RefSeq and is a predicted model, not a curated record. NCBI's taxonomy places the organism in Eukaryota, Viridiplantae, Streptophyta, Magnoliopsida, Cucurbitales, Cucurbitaceae.